Lotus japonicus is the source of this 1369-nucleotide messenger RNA. RefSeq lists its product as uncharacterized. Gene Ontology annotation, cellular component: nucleus. NCBI's taxonomy places the organism in Eukaryota, Viridiplantae, Streptophyta, Magnoliopsida, Fabales, Fabaceae. Bases 238 to 912 code for a protein of 224 amino acids. Gene Ontology annotation, molecular function: RNA polymerase III core binding. The transcript has 11 exons. Gene Ontology annotation, biological process: negative regulation of transcription by RNA polymerase III. The record is from RefSeq and is a predicted model, not a curated record.
CAAAACCAGAAAUACCGAAUAUUCGGGGAGUUUCGUUUUCAUUUCACCGCUCCGAACCCUCUCAAUUUAUCCCCAAUUUUUCAAACCCUAACACCACGAAUUUUCACGGCGAUCUUUCCAAAGCGGCACCAAAUCAAGCAAUCUCCGCCAUCUCUCUCUCUCUGGCAAACACGGAGAACACGUGUUUUAGCUGCGAAUCACAACGACCGAAUCGGAAACGUUUGAUAAUUGUUCAUUAUGAAGUUCCUCGAGUGUGCUCCUCUAGAUCGGCUUAACGAUUUCUUGUGUCAUUUGAAUCUGGGAGAACGAACUAUCAAAGGAUGCCUUGAAGCUUAUAGUUGCAAACAUGCUGGAACUGAUAAAAAACUCUCUAUCAGUUUGGACAAUGAGAUUCUUGAUUAUCUUGGGAAGUCAUCUGAUUCUGAUUCUUCCUCACCGCAUGAUCCCUUAAUAACUAGAACAAGCCGGAAGACAUUGGUUUACCUGGUUCUUGCCCUCUAUCACAUGUAUCCGGAUUAUGACUUCAGUGCAGUUAAAGCUCACCAGUUUUUCACAGAGGAAUCAUGGGACAGUUUUAAGCAGGUUUUUGACUCCUACAUGUUUGAAGCCUCGAAGGAAUGGGAUGAAACUGUUGAGGGUCUUUCUCUGCUGGACACCUUGCUCAAGGCCAUUGAUGAGGUGGUGAAGUUGGCGGAUUGCGAAAUUUAUGGUUAUGUACCUGAUUAUGAGGCAGAUCCCUUACUAGACAGUGGAGCAAUGUGGUCCUUUAAUUUCUUGUUUUAUAAUAGGAAGCUUAAGCGGGUUGUGACUUUUCACUUCAGCUGUUUUAGUAACUUGAUUACUGAUGGAUUUCUCGCCGAUGAGUUUCACAAUGACUACGAUGAACAAAUAUUUGCUGACAUGGAUAUAUGAGACUAUGAAUCGAUCAAUACGACAUCAGCUAUCAUGUCAGUGUAUCAAGACUCUCACCUUCCCUUAUGAGAGACUGUAAUAUAAGACCGUUUUAGAUGUGUAGCUCUGUAAAUUGAAGAUAAUAUCUGUGUGGUCUGAGUCGUAGAUGUAGUAUGUGUAUCAUCAUGCAUGCUAUGUAAUAGUAGAUUUAGCAUCUGUAUCUACCUCGGAUGCGCAUAGUAAGUAGCUUUGGGAUCUGCAUCUUUCUGUGUGCAUAUAACUAAUUGGUAGUAAGUAUAGUAACAACUAAAACGUACUUAUUUGGAAUGGGACAUGGAUAUUUGGGGUUACAUUCUUCUGUAAAUGUUUCCUUUUCGUUCAUAAUUUGUAUCAUGUGGGUUAUUGUGAAGGGAAUUAACACUAUCUGUUCUGAGUAUCACAUGGGUUUAUCAAUAAAGAGUUCGUUUGCUUUCGUGCA